This is a messenger RNA of Cladophialophora psammophila CBS 110553, 1122 nucleotides long. RefSeq names its product palmitoyl-CoA hydrolase. Gene Ontology annotation, cellular component: peroxisomal matrix. The transcript has a single exon. Gene Ontology annotation, biological process: fatty acid catabolic process; acyl-CoA metabolic process. Bases 1 to 1122 code for a protein of 373 amino acids. Gene Ontology annotation, molecular function: fatty acyl-CoA hydrolase activity. The record is from RefSeq and is a predicted model, not a curated record. Lineage: Eukaryota; Fungi; Ascomycota; Eurotiomycetes; Chaetothyriales; Herpotrichiellaceae.
AUGUCUAAACACGCAACACUCAUCAACCCUCCGAAAUCCCUCCCGCACCACUCCCCCAUCGAAAACGUCCUCUCCCUCCUCCCGCUAAUCGACAUCGGCCCAGACAUCUACACCAACGCCCGCCCACUCUGGCAUCCUCCUGGCGCAAGAGGAAUCUAUGGCGGCGCCGCAAUCGCCCAGUGCCUCUCUGCUGCACAAGCCACGAUUCCGCCCGAUUUCACGGUACAUAGCAUGCACUGUUACUUCGUGCUUGCCGGCAACAGCGAGAUUCCUAUCUUAUAUCAUGUGGAGAGAGUCCGAGAUGGAAAGAGCUUCAUUACACGGACUGUCCAAGCGCGACAGAGGGGGAAGUGUAUUUUCACAACGACAUUAAGUUUCAUGAAAGAGGGCUCAGGCGGGAAAGAGACUGUCGACCAUGCUAUCCGAAUGCCCACAGACGUCGUCCCUCCACCGGACGCGGACUCCGACCGCCAGAACGUGAGCGCGGACGACCGACCAUUUGAAUCCGUGCGCUGUCCCAUCACCAACCGCAGCGGACCGCCUUCCGAGCGCAAAUUGCGGCAAUGGAUCCGCGCUCGCGGUCGCAUAUCCGACUGUCCACCAAACGUCCGCGAAGAGGAACUGCAGUCCGGCCAGAGAGCGAACCGGCCAGGUGAUAACCAUCAAGCUCACUUAAGUGCGUUGGCAUACAUGAGUGAUUCGUACUUUAUCGGCACGGUUGCGCGGGUGCACAGUCUCCAACGCUUCGCCAACCGCCGCAACAUCGAGCGCACACUACGAACCUUCAAGGGCUCGGAAGAAGAGAAAAAAGAGAUGCGAAAGUACCUUGAAGACAUUGCCAAGGAGGAAGAGGAGGAACACGCCGACAUGGCCCAAAGUAGCAAGAGGGACGAACGCCGCAUUGGCAUGAUGGUGAGCUUGGACCAUACGAUCUUUUUCCAUAAUCCGAGGGCGUUCAGGGCAGACGAGUGGAUGUUGACGGAGAUGGAUAGUCCAUGGGCUGGCGAUGGGAGAGGGUUGGUUAUGCAGAGGAUGUGGAGUAAGGACGGGGUGUUAAUAGCGACCUGUGUGCAGGAGGGCGUUGUGAGAUUGAACCAGAACCCAACGGAUAGUAAGUUGUAG